Messenger RNA from Physeter macrocephalus (sperm whale), 1717 nucleotides. RefSeq names its product general transcription factor IIIC subunit 1 (gene GTF3C1). NCBI's taxonomy places the organism in Eukaryota, Metazoa, Chordata, Mammalia, Artiodactyla, Physeteridae. Gene Ontology annotation, molecular function: DNA binding. Gene Ontology annotation, biological process: 5S class rRNA transcription by RNA polymerase III; transcription initiation at RNA polymerase III promoter. Gene Ontology annotation, cellular component: transcription factor TFIIIC complex. The coding region runs from base 14 to 1717 and encodes 567 amino acids. The record is from RefSeq and is a predicted model, not a curated record. The transcript has 11 exons.
AACUGAAGUAGCAAUGGACGCGCUGGAGUCGUUGUUGGACGAGGUGGCCCUGGAGGGGCUUGAUGGCUUGUGUCUUCCCGCUCUUUGGAGCCGUCUGGAGACGCGAGUGCCGCCCUUCCCGCUGCCUCUGGAGCCGUACACGCAGGAGUUUCUGUGGCGGGCCCUUGCCACGCACCCGGGCAUCAGCUUCUACGAGGAGCCUCGGGAGAGACCAGAUCUCCAGCUCCAAGACCGGUAUGAAGAAAUUGAUUUGGAAACUGGCAUUGUGGAGUCCAGGAGGGACCCGGUCCCUUUGGAGGAUGUCUACCCCAUUCAUAUGAUCUUGGAGAAUAAAGAUGGCAUCCAGGGCUCAUGCCAGUACUUUAAGGAGAGGAAAAACAUUACCAGUGACAUCAGGACCAAGACAUUACAGCCCCGCUGUACAAUGGUGGAAGCCUUUGGCAGGUGGGGGAAGAAACUGAUCAUCGUUGCCUCCCAAGACAUGCGGUACCGGGCCUUGAUCGGCUUGGAGGGUGACCCCGACCUGAAGCUCCCCGACUUCUCCUACUGCAUUUUGGAGCGAUUAGGCCGGUCCCGGUGGCAAGGGGAGCUCCAACGAGACCUCCACAGCACUGCUUUCAAGGUUGAUGCUGGGAAGCUCCACUAUCAUAGGAAAAUUUUGAACAAAAAUGGGCUCAUUACGAUGCAGUCACAUGUGAUCCGAUUACCCACCGGAGCCCAGCAGCACUCAAUCCUCCUCCUCCUGAAUCGGUUUCACAUGGACAGGAGGAGCAAAUACGACAUCCUUAUGGAGAAGCUCUCAGCUGUGCUGAGCACACGGAGCAACCGGACAGAGACGCUGGGGAAGCUGAGGGAGGAACUGGGGCUGUGCGAGAGGACAUUUAAGCGUCUGUACCAGUACAUGCUGAAUGCGGGGCUGGCCAAGGUGGUGCCUCUUCCCUUACAAGAGAUCCACCCUGAACGUGGACCUUGCAAGACCAAGAAAGGGACCGAUGUCAUGGUGCGCUGCCUGAGGCUGCUGAAGGAGUUCAAGCGGAAGGUCGAAGACCAGGACGACGACGAGGACGAGGAGGCCAUCUCCAAGGCCGUGCCACCGGUGGACAUCGUGUACGAGCGGGACAUGCUCACACAGACCUACGAACUCAUUGAGCGUCGAGGCACGAAAGGCAUUUCCCAAGCUGAAAUCCGAGUGGCUAUGAACGUGGGAAAACUGGAAGCCAGAAUGCUGUGCCGUCUCCUUCAGAGAUUCAAAGUGGUCAAGGGCUUCAUGGAGGACGAAGGACGGCAGCGAACCACCAAGUACAUCUCCUGUGUGUUUGCGGAGGAGAGCGACCUGAGCCGGCAGUACGAGAGGGAGAAGGCACGGAGCGAGCUGCUGACCACCGUGAGCCUGGCGUCGGUGCAGGAGGAGUCCCUGCUUCCUGAGGGCGAGGACGCUUUCCUCUCUGAGUCGGACAGUGAGGAGGAGAGCAGCGGUGGCAGGAGGAAAGGCAGAGGAUCACAGCGGGACUCGAAGUCCUUCUCGAACGGCGGUCUCAGGACUCAACCUCACCGCUCCACCCCGACCAAGGGGGGGUGGAAAGUCAUCAGCCUUCACCCAUUGAAGAAGCAUCCGUCUUCCUCCCUGGGAGCUUCUGAGAGAGCCUGCCAGAGCUCUUUCCGGGGGAACAACCUCCUGGACACCAGCAGCUCCUCAGACCCUGGCCUCACGGCUUAG